Ostrea edulis (European flat oyster) is the source of this 1930-nucleotide messenger RNA. RefSeq lists its product as uncharacterized. NCBI's taxonomy places the organism in Eukaryota, Metazoa, Mollusca, Bivalvia, Ostreida, Ostreidae. The record is from RefSeq and is a predicted model, not a curated record. The coding region runs from base 95 to 1693 and encodes 532 amino acids. The transcript is spliced from 8 exons.
GGUCUGUCGAUUGUCGUGUUACGUCAUCAGUUUCGCGUGCGAUAUUCCGGAUUUAUAACACCGUUAUCGACGUUAGUAUUACUUAUCCUGUGUUAUGAUGUCGGCGACAGAAAAAAUAACAGUGACCAAAAAGAGAAAGAAAAACGGACAAUAUUCACGGAAAGGGCAUCAUAAAAAGGUAGACGGGUUGAAGAAGGGUCGUUUGAUGCGCGUCGCAAAGAGUAAGGGAGAACCCUUACCAGUAUUUAAUCGUGCAUUUGAGAAUAACCGCGAGUCCGAUUGCGAUUGUGAUCGCGGUACAUGUACAGACUGUACAGGUACACAAGUACAUUUAGACCAUGAUUACUUCGGUAUUCAGGAUGAGGUUACAGUGUUUGAUGAUGUUCACUCCCCUGUAGAUGAUGAUAAGACAGGUUGGCGGGUUGGUAGACGAAUUGUCGACCUAGGUGUCCUUGCAGACGGGUUAAGGGCGUGUCAGCUGUGUCAACUUCCCCUGCACCUACACAAUUGUGUAGGUGAGAAAAAGUUUGGACUGUCUCAGAUUUUAGAGAUAAAAUGUAACAAUUGUGAUUUGAUAAACAAUGUUGUGACAGGAAGCCGCCAUCGGACAGAUAAAGGAGGACUGGCUUGGGAUGCCAAUACAAAGCUAGCAGCAGGUAUGAUCAACGGAGGACUUGGAGAAACCCAUGUGAACACUCUCCUUGCCAUUCUUAAUAUUCCUGGAAUAUGUCAUGCCAAUUUAAAGGAGAGAGAGAGGGAGGUGGGACAGAAGCUUGAAGAGAUGGCAAUUGCAUCGUGUUCAAGAAAUCUAGCAAAUGAAGUAGCUUUGACUGAUUCACAAGAGGAUGGCAUUGUUGCGAGUUUCGAUGGAGCCUGGCAGAAAAGAGGCACAGGCAGGGCUUAUAACAGUCUUACUGGUCAUGCCACUCUCAUUGGUCAGAAAACUGGAAAAUGUGUGGGUUAUGCACUGAAAAGCAAGAAAUGCCGUAUUUGCAGUGCUGCCAAGGUGAAAAACGUAACGCCAAGGAAACACAAUUGCAAAAAGAACUGGAGCGGGUCGGCAAAGGCAAUGGAACCCGCAAUGGCAUGCGAAAUGCUGCAGUCUAUUUUAGAUAGUGGAGAAAAAGUAUCCACACUAGUGAUGGACAAUGAUAGUACCACAAUUGCCAGAGUAAAGUCGACAGUAGACAAGAGCAUCACCAAGCGCUGUGAUAGUAAUCACACUAAAAAGGGCUUUACAGCAUCUCUCAUAGAAUUGAGCAAAACCCACAAAUUGCUGCGCAACACCAAGGUCCGUACCCACAUUGAAAGGUGUUUUACCUACAGCGUGUCUCAAAACAGAGGGGAACCAGAGCAACUUGCUAAAGGAUUAAGCAGUAUAGUUCCUCAUUUAUAUGGUGAUCAUUCCGAUUGUGGAACUUGGUGUAGAGGCAAUGAGGAAGGAUAUAAACACCAGGCCCUGCCUUAUGGCAAACCACUGGAUGACCAGGACUUAAGAGUAGCCCUUCAGUCCCUGAUGAAUAAGUUCACCUUGAAGGCAACUGAAUUGGCCAAUAUGGGGUCAACACAACCCAAUGAAAGCUUUAAUAACAUGGCAUCAUCGAAAGCACCAAAGAGAUUCUUAAUAAGAGUUGCUCACUUUCACCUGGAACAUAUACCAUCAAACACCUACAACGUAAAAACAAGACACUGAAAACAAAGCGCCUUCAAACUGCACAACCAAAAGUAAAACGAAGGAGACUGGAACUUAAAGCUGAAAGACAAUUGAAGAAUGCAUCCCAAGCUGUUCUUGAAGGUGAUACAUAUCAGUCUCACAUUGACUUAGGACCUGAAGGAAACGCAGAUAUAGAAGAUAUUCAGCUGGAGACAUCUGUAGAAAACCUGCUAACACGUCCACUAGUGUUUUUUGAUUUGGAAACGGGAGGAUUAG